AUGCCGGCAAAAAAGAAAGGAGGGCGUGGAAAGACGCUUAAUAUUGUGGACUUCAAUGUUGACUACAUCCCGGAGGACAAUUUAGACUGGGCAGUUGUGGUGCCUCAGGAAAAAACGCAGGAGCAGGUGUUGGAAGAGAAACUUGCCAAGAGGGAUUACAGUCGUACAGCCAACAAUGUUCUAGUUGAAAGCGGUGGUUUCCGCGAGGCCCCAUCGGAGCAAGUCACACGGCGAAGGGGAAUAGAAGACCUGGAGCCACCAUAUGUAGCGCAUUUUGGAAACCUCCGCAACGGAACAACCGAGGAGGAGUUUCUGCGUAACUUUCACGAAGAUGUUGUUGUGACAUCACGGCUUAUUAAUCAGGAUGGUAAAAGUUUCGCAUUUGUAGAGUUUAAAACGCCUCAGGCCCUUCUUAUUGCCCUCGCGAUGGACCAAUCACUUGUUAAAGGGCGUAAGUUAUACGUAGAUUUAGCCACGCCCAAGCAGGUGGAACGGUUACGCGGCCAUAGUGGUGGACUUUCUCGCCAAAAUGCGGGACAACCCCAACAAAACCCUGCACUUCAGAACGUUAACUUAACUCGUGAUGCGUUUGGAUCUACGCAACCGAAUGAGAGGGAAAAGGAUUUGGGCAGCCGUUCCGGGUUUGGAAGCCGAAACGACUUGCAUGUACUAUCCGACCUCUCCCGUGAUACGCUAGGAACUGCUACACGACCAAAUGAAGGUCUGCUCAGUCCUGUUGGUCCACCGGAUUUUUCCAGUUGGCGCACGGAGGCCCCAACGGCCCAACCGGAGUUUCAACCGACGCUGCGGGAAAACCGCCGAAGUGAAACCGAUUUGGACCGUCGCCGUGGACGUGGUGGUGGUGGUGGUGGUGGAGUUAAGGGACAAAGUUUUGGAAGUCUUGCGAAUUGGCGCGAUGAACCGAUGGUGCAGGCACCUCCAAUGGUGACAGCAGCUGCUGGUGAGGGAAAUGCGCCACCUGAAGAAGGCGGUGCGGGUCGUAGGAAUCGCGGGCCCCCGAGGUCUUCCGCAGCACCGGCGGAACCCUGCAAGUGGGAGGAACUGCGGAGAUGA
Messenger RNA from Trypanosoma brucei brucei TREU927, 1074 nucleotides. RefSeq lists its product as hypothetical. The record is from RefSeq and is a predicted model, not a curated record. The transcript has a single exon. Lineage: Eukaryota; Euglenozoa; Kinetoplastea; Trypanosomatida; Trypanosomatidae. Gene Ontology annotation, molecular function: RNA binding. Bases 1 to 1074 code for a protein of 357 amino acids.